AUUGAGAAGGCGACAGCGGCGGGCUAUGGACACUGGAAGCGGGACCCUCAAACACCUCUUGCCAACGUUCUGUGUUUGGCAGCGUAGUUGAGGUUUGGAGACAGAUUUUCUCCGCUUUCCGACUGUUCACAUUCAAAGUUAACGGUUUAAUAACAACAACGUAUAAACUACCAAAAUGCACGUCUUGUUUUAUUGACGCGUGCAGAACCAGCCUGAAUUGAAACUACAUCUAAUUGUGUAAAGUAGCAGACUUGGGAUAAAAGGUUCAAGAUGCCGCCGAAGAAGCAUCACCUAAAACCAAAAGGAGCAAAUGUGUCCAGCUCGUUGGACCUCGAGUCGGAGGACAUCAGCCUGGAGACCACCGUCCCCACCGCCGAGGAGGUGUCCUCCUCCGACGAGCUCCGGGACGGCUCUCAGAGGGUGACCCGUCAGUUACUGGAGAGGAAGGAGCUGCUGCACAGCCUCCAGUUGCUCAAAAUAGAGCUGUCCCAGAAAAACCUGCUUCUGGAUAACAUGAAGGCUGACCACAUGACUAAGGUUGAAGAUUUGGAGGAGAGACUCAACGAUGCUUUACAUCAGAAGCAAGUGUUGGCCCUUAGGUUGGACAGUCAGCUGAAACUUGCUCAAGAGGAAAACAAGAAGCAGCAGGCGCUGCGUAAGCAGGAGAUGGACACCAUCAUGCUGAGGCAGAAGCAGCUGGAGGAAACCAACAGACAGCUGUGUGACAAAGCUGGAGAACUGCGCCGCUCUCUAAGAAAUCUGGAUAUCUCCCAGGACAGAUACGAGGAACUAAAGGAUUUACCUGAAGACAAACUGACCAUACAGGAAUAUGUUUCUGUGCUUUUCUAUGAAGUGGUGAAUCCUCUGCGCACUCAGGUAACACAGCUCACUUUAAAAAAUGGCUGUUUAAGUGAGGAACUCGAGGUACAUCGAACCCAGAUGAAGUCAUUGAUGGAGAGCUAUGAGGAGGAACGACGUCUCCGAGCAGAGCUGGAGAUCAGGUGCCAAAAACUGACCCUGGAUUUGGCUGACACAAAACAACUAAUACAGGAAGGAGACUACCGCAGGGAGAACUAUCCCACCAUUAGACGUGAGCGUGACCACUUAGAUGUAGAGUUGAACGAGUUGAAGAGGAGAUAUGAGAGCCUUGACUUAAUACAUACUGCUCUUAACCGAGAGAGGGACACACUCAGCAAAGAGGUGGCAACAUUGCAGCAGUCAGUGACCCUGUUACAGAAGGAUAAGGAGUACUUACACAGACAGAACAUGGAGCUGAGUGUCCGGUGUGCACAUGAGGAGGACCGCCUGGAGAGGCUUCAGGUACAAUUGGAAGACUCCAAAAAGGCCAGAGAGGAGGCCUACGAGAAAUAUGUGACAUCCAGAGACCAUUACAAAUCUGAAUAUGAGGCCAGGUUGAGAGAAGAGCUGGAGAACAUCAGACAUAAAACUGGACAGGAAAUGGACAGUCUACAGAGAGCCUCCAGGGAGAUGUAUGAACGCGAGAACAGGAACUUGCGUGAAGCCAGGGAUAUAGCAGUGCUGGAGAGAGACAGAGCGAUGGCAGCUGAGAGGGAUACCCAGUCUAGAUACGACCAGCUGCUGGAACAGUUCAGACAGUUGCAGCUAGGAACUGACAAUCGAGUGGCAGAGCUGUCCAAUCAAGCCAAACUUCACAGCUUCGAGGCUGAGCGUGCCGAGAUGGUCAAAGAGGAGACAGCCAAAGCCUUGGCCCAGUGCCAAGUGGAGUGUGAGAAAUUGCAGAAGAAACUGGAGGUCCUGACUCAGGAGUUUUACCGGCUGCAGACGAGCUCGGAGAAGCGGGUGACUGAACUCCAGGCGCAGACGGCAGAACAGGCCUCGAAGCUGGAGACCUACGAGCGGCUGGAGCAGGAGCUGGACCAGGUCACCAUGCAGGCAGCUGAGAUUGAAAAUGAAGAAGAGGCUGAGAGAGUGUUGUUUUCCUAUGGCUAUGGUGCCAAUGUCCCCACAACAGCAAAAAGAAGGCUAAAACAAAGCGUUCACCUAGCCCGGAGGGUGCUACAGCUUGAGAGACAGAACACAGCACUGAGGAGAGAGCUCGAUGCAAACAAGGCACAGGCUGGACAAGUAUCUCAAGAGCUUUUGGCAGUUAACCAGCUAUUGCAGCAGACACAGCAGCCCUACAGCUACCUGAUCGAGACGGUGAAGCAGCGCGAGGCUCAAAUCAGCACUUUGAAGGAGCGCAUAGCGUUACUUGAGGACGAUGUCAACUCUUUGAGGAGAGAAAAGUCAACAUUGCAACAGGUGAAAAACAACAUGGCCGCUGAUCUGGAGAGACUCCUCAACCACCGAGAGGAGUUAGCUGUAAUGAAGCAGGUUCUGAUUAGCAUGCAGUCUGGUCACAAAGAGGAGUUAACCAUGUUGAGCGCAGACAAAGCGGGCAUCAGAGAUAGAGGCUUAAGCAGGUCCGAGGAAGAGUCACCCCUCAAACCCAAACCUACAGUCUUUACCAAGAAAGAAGCCCCUGGAUGGUACGCUAAAACAAAGCAGAAACCUAAAUGACCAGUGCAGUGUUGACAUGAGAUUCCUUUUAUACAUUUUUGUUUUUAUUAACUUAAUUUUAGCAUUAUAAAACAGAAAACAUUAUUUUAACUGUUAAGUGAUUAUGUUUUUAUUAAGUGAGAAUGUUGUGAUAAAUUGGUCAUAGUAUUUUUCACAAGGUACACAGCCUUCACUAACAAAGAAAAGAAUUCCUGAUUCUUGGCAGUCCACUCUUUUAUUAGGUCUGUCUAUCAUUAGAACCUCAUCUUUUCCAGAUUUGCAAGUACGCUUGGGCCUACAGACAAACCCAUCCAAGCAUCACUGAUUUUAGUUUCCACAAGUCAAAUCCCUGUUCUGAAUAGAAACAGCAGACAUAUCAGCAUUUCUGUAUUUUGCACCUUAGUAUUAUUAGUGUCAAAUUUACUGAAAGGAAUGAGUUUGACAGAGUUAUUUUUUUAUGUACUUUUGAUUCACUGCAUGAAGCCAUGAGCCUUUCUAUUCGGUGCAUCAAAUAAAAAAACUAAAAUGUGGCUGUAUAGUGUAUUUAUAGUAUGAUAUUUGUAAAUAAUUUGACUGUGUAUUGGUCUGGCCAUGUCCUUUUUCAGCUGUAUGGUAAUAAAAGGGAACCCUGCUGUGAAAUUUUACACACCACUGACUUCACAAUGAAAUGACUCAAUUUAUGUUUUGUUGUCCAAAGCGCAAUGGCAUACGGGAAAAGGAUAGGGUAGCUAUAGAAUGGGACAAAUGUGACCAUUAGGAAACCGUCCUUAAAGAUGCGCUAUGCAGCUUUUCUGGUGGAAGGUCCACCUACUUUUCUCCAUGGAGAUGUUCUUGCUUUGCCUGGAAGCUAAUUAGUUUUUGUUUUUCCUCGAGUGAAGCAGAAAAGAGGGAGCCACUGUCUGUGUGAAUGUUCAUGUAUGUUAGUAUGUUACCAUUGUAUGACAUUAAACAUAUACAUUUAA
This is a messenger RNA of Boleophthalmus pectinirostris (great blue-spotted mudskipper), 3482 nucleotides long. It is a transcript of the gene pibf1, whose product is annotated as progesterone immunomodulatory binding factor 1. Gene Ontology annotation, cellular component: centriolar satellite. The record is from RefSeq and is a predicted model, not a curated record. Bases 271 to 2541 code for a protein of 756 amino acids. The transcript is spliced from 18 exons. Lineage: Eukaryota; Metazoa; Chordata; Actinopteri; Gobiiformes; Gobiidae. Gene Ontology annotation, biological process: cilium assembly.